AUGAAAAUUAUCAAUACCAUUUUGAAUAUUGUCCUUUUAGCGGGAACAUGUUUGUUAUUGUUGCUCGUCAUCUUAUCGGGGGCUUCAGACAACUUCCCAUUGAAUAAGUUCUACUGGAUUAAGGCUGAUACAUCGCUGAUUUCUGGUGCUCCAAGCUCUGCCGCAUGGACUUUCUGGGGUGUUUGUGAAGAAAAGGAUUUCAGCAAAUGUUCACUGGGUCCAGCAUACCCAAUUUCACCAAAGGAUAACUUUGACACAACCAAAAAUGUGCCAAAGGACUUUGUUGACAACAGAAACACCUACUUCUACUUGUCGAGAUUUUCAUUUGCAUUUGCUCUUGUGGCCAUUGGUUUCGCUGGUAUCGCCCUUAUUGUUGACUUGCUUGCAUUCUGUUUCCAAGUUAUCGACAAGGUUGUAGUUGCGUUUGUCGCAUUUGCGUUGUUCUUCAUUGCUGCUCUUGCUGCUUUCCAAACGGCUGUUGUGGUGUUGGCCAGAAAUGCCUUCAACCAAAACAACAUGCACCCUGAUGUUGGUCUCAAAUUGUUGGCUAUCACCUGGGCCGCAGUGGUUUGUAUUUUGCUUGUUUUCUUCAACACCUGUUUUGCUAACAUCUCCAACUCCUACAAGAAACACAUGUCCAGAGUUAGAGAAAGCCAAGGUGUCAACGACACCUCUGGCCCUGUCGCCACCCAGGGUGAUGACUCUUCUUUCACCAGAGCUAAUGCUGGUCCUGUCGACCCAGAAACUAGAGAAGCUGACAAUGGUGGCAUCAGAUUUUUCAAGAUUAAGAGAAAUAACCAAAAGAUCUCCGAUGAUGAAAGCAUCUAA
Debaryomyces fabryi is the source of this 828-nucleotide messenger RNA. It is a transcript of the gene SUR7, whose product is annotated as Sur7p. The transcript has a single exon. Gene Ontology annotation, biological process: fungal-type cell wall organization; endocytosis; septin cytoskeleton organization. The coding region runs from base 1 to 828 and encodes 275 amino acids. Gene Ontology annotation, cellular component: membrane raft; cell cortex; plasma membrane. NCBI's taxonomy places the organism in Eukaryota, Fungi, Ascomycota, Pichiomycetes, Serinales, Debaryomycetaceae. The record is from RefSeq and is a predicted model, not a curated record.